CAUAUACCAUUACUCCCAACUACAUUAGUUUCUCAGACAACAAUGGCAGCAUUUAAUCGUGGAAAAUAUACAAUUCUCAGCAUUGACGGAGGAGGAGUGAGAGGCAUCAUCCCGGCCACCAUACUUGACUGUCUUGAAUCCGAACUCCAGAAACUCGAUGGUGAAGAUGCAAGGAUUGUAGACUACUUCGACUUUAUUGCCGGAACCAGCACGGGAGGCCUUAUCACAGCCAUGCUCACCAAACCAGAUGAACAAAACAAACCUCUUUUUGCAGCAAAUAAAAUCGUUGAAUUUUUUGUUGAAGAGGCUCCAAGAUUCUUCCCUCCACCCAAUCCUGCGGAGGAGCCAAGAAUGGGAGAAACGGACGGCAUCUUCUUGAAGACGUUUGGAAAGUGGAAGAGUAAGGCAGGAAACUUUUUGCAUGAGCGUUUUUUAUGGCUUAUGGGACCAAAGUUCGAUGGUGAUAACCUGCAUAACACGAUCAAGCGGACCAUUGGAGAAACAAAGAUUCGAGAUACCAUAACCAACAUUAUCAUUCCCAGUUGUGAUAUGAAGUACCUCCAUCCGGUCGUCUUCUCCACCAUGGAGGCAAAACGAGACAAGUCAAAGGAUGUUCUGCUAAGUGAUGUCUGCAUUGCUACAUCUGCAGCACCGUUCUAUCUCCCUCCUCACAAAUUUGAGCAGACUUGGGAGCAGGGCACAAGAAAAUAUGACCUAGUCGAUGGUGGUGUUGCAGCCAACAAUCCCACUUUGCUUGCAAUCAUUGAAAGUGCCAAGGAGAAGUCUGAUAAUAAAAGUGGGGCUGAGCGCCUGCAUAUUGAUAGUAGUAAGCUUCUGGUACUGUCCCUGGGAACUGGAUCUGCAAAGAAGGAUGCGAUGCUGGAAGUCGGAGAGCCCAAAACUUGGGGUAUCUGGAAAUGGUUCCUGCAUCCAAAAAGAAGCAGUAUCCCUUUAAUUGAUGUUCUUACGACUCCAAGUGUCAACAUGGUUGAAGUAUACCUGUCUGCUUUCUUCAAUGUCUCCGGCUCUGAUGACAAUUAUCUCCGGAUCCAGGAGGAUGGCUUGAAACCUGAUGAAAUUGAUAUGACUGAUUCAAGUCCUGAAAAUCUCAAAAAACUUGUGAAGGCUGGGACUGACCUCCUUGAAAAAACUGUCAGUGCACUGAACCUCGACACUGGCUGGUAUGUUGAACCAACUGACAUGACAUGCAAAUACAAAGACGCAAUUGCAGAAUUUGCCCGAAAACUGUCCUGUGAAAAAAAGAGGCGAGCAAAUACAUGAAAAUCGAACGUUCUGUUUUCGAUAACCCUCUUAAUUUGUGGUUUUAUAUCAUAGUACUUGAAGAUGAGAAUAAAGGUCGUCUCUUACCAAGAAAGGGAGAAAAUUUCACCUUGGAACAAAAAAUAAAUUAAAAUGUAUGCCUACUCGUAAAUAAAUUCAGCCAUUUAAGGACUUGCUGAACAAAUUUGGUGUAAGUUUCUGUUAAAAGUUUGUAAUGUGUUGUUAAUUCUCUUGUCUACAAGAAAGUAUGUGCGUGUGUGUAUAUAUAUAUGGAAUAAAAUGAGCCUGUUUCUUCUGGUUCUUGACA
Pyrus x bretschneideri (Chinese white pear) is the source of this 1588-nucleotide messenger RNA. Its product is annotated as patatin-like protein 2. Lineage: Eukaryota; Viridiplantae; Streptophyta; Magnoliopsida; Rosales; Rosaceae. Gene Ontology annotation, biological process: lipid metabolic process. The transcript is spliced from 7 exons. Gene Ontology annotation, molecular function: monoacylglycerol lipase activity; glycerophospholipase activity. The record is from RefSeq and is a predicted model, not a curated record. Bases 43 to 1281 code for a protein of 412 amino acids.